ACUCCCAUCGAGUGAUCUACCAAAAUCUCACUCCCCAGCUGAAAAAACUUGGUCAGAUUCGAGCAUCUUCAGCUUUAUCUCUUUCAGAAUUUACCUAGAAAGAGAUCAAAAUUUAACCUGAUGAUUAGAUUUUCUCACGUUCCACUGUUUUUCUUGCUGUUGAUCGCAACGAUCGUCCGGAAAUCCUUGUGCAGUUCGAUAAUCAAUCCGUCCAAAGUCAAAAGCAUCUCAUGGAAACCCAGAGCAUUUGUGUACGAAGGUUUUCUAACGGAUGAAGAAUGCAAUCAUUUAAUAUCUCUGGCAAAAUCUGAGCUGAAGAGGUCAGCAGUGGCGGACAAUGUGUCUGGGAAGAGUAAGCUAAGUGAGGUCCGGACUAGCUCCGGGAUGUUUAUACCAAAAGCAAAGGAUCCUAUUGUUGCUGGCAUAGAAGAGAAGAUUGCUACUUGGACAUUUUUACCACAAGAAAAUGGAGAAGACAUACAAGUAUUGCGCUAUGAGCCUGGACAGAAAUAUGAUCCUCAUUACGACUAUUUUGCGGACAAGGUCAAUAUAGCUCGUGGUGGACACCGGGUAGCUACUGUGUUAAUGUAUCUUACAGAUGUUGAAAAAGGAGGGGAAACUGUGUUUCCCUCUGCAGAGGAAUCACCUCGUCGUAGGUCUGUGUCAACAGAUAAAGAUCUUUCUGAGUGCGGAAGGCAAGGUCCUGCAGUGAAGCCACGGAAAGGGGACGCACUUCUCUUUUUUAGUCUCACUCCAGAUGCAGUCCCAGAUCCUAUGAGUCUGCAUGCUGGCUGCCCUGUGGAUGAAGGCGAGAAGUGGUCCGCAACAAAGUGGAUUCAUGUGGAUUCUUUCAACAAAGUUGUGGGUGGAAAUUGCACCGACGCAGAUGAAAAUUGUGAAAGAUGGGCAUCCCUUGGGGAAUGUACAAAGAAUCCGGAGUACAUGGUUGGAUCUUCAGAUCUUCCAGGAUACUGCAGGAAGAGUUGCAAAGUAUGUUAAACUCUUAGACUGCUCCCUCCCAUGGACAUUCACUUUGUUGAAUCACCAGUUCUCGUUGAUUUUGGAACAUUUACUUCGCUCAAAUAGUAGUUCUCGUUAUUUUGCUUCUGUAUCCCACAUUCUGAAUUUUUUCCUUGUACUAUUCUUACAUCAUGUUGUUCACCAAAUUCUGACUCUCUGUUAGGAAAUGAUAUACAGACUGAAAAAACUUUUCUCUUGCUUCA
Molecule: messenger RNA, 1223 nt
Organism: Sesamum indicum (sesame)
Lineage: Eukaryota; Viridiplantae; Streptophyta; Magnoliopsida; Lamiales; Pedaliaceae
Product: 2-oxoglutarate (2OG) and Fe(II)-dependent oxygenase superfamily protein
Biological process (GO): peptidyl-proline hydroxylation to 4-hydroxy-L-proline
Cellular component (GO): endoplasmic reticulum
Molecular function (GO): iron ion binding; L-ascorbic acid binding; procollagen-proline 4-dioxygenase activity
Source: RefSeq, a predicted model, not a curated record